Messenger RNA from Alosa sapidissima (American shad), 3590 nucleotides. RefSeq lists its product as uncharacterized. The coding region runs from base 101 to 3313 and encodes 1070 amino acids. The record is from RefSeq and is a predicted model, not a curated record. The transcript is spliced from 3 exons. NCBI's taxonomy places the organism in Eukaryota, Metazoa, Chordata, Actinopteri, Clupeiformes, Clupeidae.
UACAGUUGACACUUUGCGAUAUAUAGGAGUUGCUUCUGUCUGCCGGUGGGAACAGGAUAUCUACAAGUUUGCCCCAGGAGCUGUGACUGAGAAAGACGGGAUGCCGCGGUCAGAAGACGUCGUCUGUAAUGCGCUCCUCAUCAAGGGUGUAUGGGAGAUCAGGACCAGAGACACGCUUCAGAAGCAGUAUAAUGACGCCGUACGGCAGGAGAAAAGUGCACUAAAAAAGAUCAAUGAGGAAUGGCAGAAUCGUAUGGGUGACAAGUACAAGCCUCGCAAGAGGAUAGAGACAACAAUCCCAGUUCCUGACGCAGCACCACCAAAACUCAGAAUCUCAGUGAGCAAAACAAAAUCAUCACCAGAAAUCAACAGACCUGGCCUCUCAGUUGGUCGUCAGCCACUGGAAAAGAAGGCCCUUGUGAAGAGUGACAAGCUGGCCUUAUUGUCUUUAUUGAAAAGCUCUCAACCUAGUGGGACAGUAUGGUCAUCAUCUUAUAAGUUUUCUAAGCUCCCAGGAGAAGGUUCAAACAAACCAGAGGGCUCAGAUUGGGGAACGGCAUGGAAAUGUUUGAAUUUUCAACCCCAGCUUAAUGGGAAAGCUUGGAUUGAGCAAGAAAAUGCUGAUAUGAGCCCCAAUGGUGAGUCAAGCUUGUGGGAAAAAUCCCCAAGGUUUGUUGAUAUGGGGCAGUCUUUGGAGAAUCACAUGUCAUCAGAGUGGGAGUCAUCUUGGAAAUAUAAGAAAUCUGGGGGGAAAAAAAGGGAUGGUGUGGCCAAUGGGCCCAAGCAUGGCCGGAUGGCUCGACUAAAGCACCUUGAAGCAUCACACCACAAAAAUGAAGAGAAAUGCUCUUCUGAAUGGAUUGAGUCUUGGAAGAGCACAAAACCAUCUGAAAAUGGGGACGUGUGUUUUGAGGAAAACAUGGUUCAAAGUGAAAAAGGUAAUCAACAGGGCAAUGAAGACCAAACUGGAUCCAAGUGGGAAGCAUCUUGGAAAUAUUUAAAUAGACAGUUCCAUUCUGUAUCAAAGUCCUCUUCAAAAAAGCCAAAGAGUUGUGGAUGGUCUGAUGCAUGGAAGAUCUCAAAACCAAUAGAGAACCACGAUGAGCCUACAGAAACCAAAAGCAUGGAUGUAAUGGAUCAUGAACCACUAGAUCCCUAUGUUCAUGGUGUGAUAAUACCUGUAUGCACGGCUGAGAAGUACAAGUACAGGAGUAACCAGUUCCGUGAGGGAAAAAACAUCCUGGCUGAAUGGGAUAAGUCUUGGGAGGCUGCAAAAAACAUUUCUAUCCUAGCAAGUGUAAAGCCAAGAAAGAAAGUGGAACCCAAGGGAGAGGAAAAGAAUGAUGAACCAAAGAAGGUAAAGGAAAGUGAAGUUGAUGGAUUGCCUAAAAAGCUCCAACCCAAAGAUAGAUUGGAAGUUUGGCAAAAUCGUAUGAAACCUCUUUCAGAAUGGGAUUCUCCUUACGAGUGGAAUGAGUCUUGGAAACUCCCCCUAUCUCAGCCUAAGAAAGACCAUUGGGCAAAUACUGCUGUGCUGAAUGGGCCAAUGGUCCUCCAACCUCAUUUGAAGAAAAGAUGUUUGACAGAUUGGAUGGAAUCCUGGAAAUGUUCAAGAUCCCGAUCUAGUUUUGGCAGGCCCUCGGCCACUGAGUGGAAAGAGUCAAGCUGUUUAGGUUAUGAACUCAGAAAAGGUCGAGAACAGUGGAUGAAGGAGAUAGGUAUUGAGAAACAUCAGGGCAAAUCUAACAAAUAUGAAGUAUUCUCUCUUCCAAAAAGAGGCAUGAGAGCAGAAAGGCAGGUGUCCAUUGGUACAAAGGACAAGUAUACAUUUGCCCCGGAAUGGAAAGACUCCAGUCAGACCGUAAAGCAUCAAAGGAGAACUGAAGUAGCCAGAGCAAGGUCUAAUAGAUCACAGCCAUUCAGAGAGCCUGAGAGAGGAGAAACACCUGUGUCUGAUUGGUCCAAUGCAUGGAAAUUUACGAAUGUUACACUGAACCAGGACAGCAGCCUUUGGGAUCAAGGCUGGUCCUCCACUGAAAAUGUUCGACAAGACAGAUGGACAAGAGAACAGGAAUUCCUGAAUGAAGAGGUUCCUCACAAUGGCCCAACUGGAUUUAGAGGAUGGGGUGACGCUUGGAGGUCCACAAGAAGACAGCACCGCGUAGAGGGCGCAACUGCAGGUCAACCUCCUCGGCAAAGACAGCAGCACAAGACAUCCCUGCUUUCUGCAGGAUGGGAGGACUCCUGGAGAGUUUCAGGCACCCAGGUCAGACAAACGCUCCGUGACAGACCCUCUAUGACAGAGUGGUCAGAUUCAUGGGAGUUCUCUGGACUCAACUGGUAUGAGUGUCCACCAAGAGAAACAUUGCUUCAAAAGUCUAUGGAGAUCGUACCAAGGAGAACCCUCCAUCGUGUGCCAAAAGUGGGGCAAAUUAGCAGAUCUUUCAACACUGAUGUGUUUAACGAGAGAGUUCCUCCAUCACAAUGGAUGGAAUCUUGGAGAGUGGCAAAACUUCAGAGACAUCACAACAGAUUCACUUUCCAAAAUAAAUCUCACUUGUCUGUCCCUCUUCAUCAGGUUGAAGAUGUUCAAGAAUGGGCUAAAACUUGGAAGUUCAUCAAUCUUCUCUCUCAACAGGACAAGUCACUCUGGGACAAUGGUUGGGAAAGCUUUGAAUUGGAAAAACGGCCUCCGGCGCCUAAAUAUGUUCCCCUCACCAAUAAAGCACAGGGAAAACAGUCAGAAUGGAGCAUGUCGUUCAAAAUAUGUGGCCCGCAGCCUCUGGAGUGGGAUGACACUCCUAAAGUAUUCCAUCAUAAAGAUAAAGUGCUGUGGUCAAGGAGAAGGUGCAAUAAUGACCUCUAUUCUCAUCUCUCCUCGAAUGCACUCUCACAGAGAUUGUGGGGCAAAUCUUGGAGAUUCAUGAAGCUAGAGAGUGUACUUUUCCCUGUAAUGUCACAGAUGAGUAACACCACAUCCAGCCAGUCUGACAAUUCACUUAUUGUGUCAAAAACGAGUAAAGCAAAGAAAAGCAUGUAUUCUGAAAUAGAAAAAAGCAAACCACAACCAAAGAGGUGGUCAGAUGCUCCAAAAUUAGCCAAAACCCAACCACGGGCAAGAGGCGGUCCCAUCAAAAGAGCCAAAGGCAAGGAAGAGGCUGAGAAUAUUUCUAUGGAAUGGGUUGACUCGUGGAAGUUUUCAAAUGAUUCAAUUAGCACCAAAGUGGAAGUAGUAUCUUGGUCUGAGUGGGGAAACUCCUGGAAGUUCCUCCUGGCCUCUUACCCUCCAGAAAAGAAAGGAAGGUCCAUUUAGGAAUAUUAGGAAUCUUGGCUUUAGUUAUUUACAGAUAAAAUCCAACUUGCCCAACAAAGUGUCCUUGAUGUUAUGUCAUCAUAGAAGUCAGUCAUCUUACAUUGUUAAUUGUAUUCAAGAACACCUAACACAAGAACCUUUAAUGUAUGCGGUAUUGGCUGGUUGAAGUAUAUUACCAAAAAUCUACAAGAGGCUGCUGAUGUUGAAUAGUAAACAUUUUGCCAUCAAAGCAUUUUCUACCAAGUGAAACUAUACUGUAAUAAAGAAGCUAUGUUGA